GGGCUGCGGGACGAGGAGCGUCCGUCGUGCCGGGGCACGGCCCCGCACGGGUCGUGCAGCCGAGCGCGGGCUGCUGACGCCUCCCGAACACGCAGGCACAGCCGCAGCCCGGUGAGUGAGGGUCCGUGUGCCCCGUUCCCGACGGAAAGUUCCCUGCUCUGUUUCCCGCUCCCCCCCUGCCCGGGCACUGCGGGGUUUGCAGCCCAUCCCACGCUUCUAAUUAUCCCUCGGUAACUGCCAGCCCCAGGAGGGCCCCUGCUUCCAGUGGCUGGCACGGGGAUCCGUCCAGGCAUUGAGCCAUGACAGUCCCUCGGAGCAAUGCUAGAAGGACCAGGAGCACGGGAGAGGUUCUUCUUCACUCUCCACCUCAGAGGAAGGGGUUCGGGAAAGAGAUGAAUCAAAGAGGGGUCACCAGAUCAACGGGAGGAUGCUGUGAGAUGGCCCACUGGGAAGUCUCUAUCUGCACCCCCUUGUCAGCCAUGGGAAAUGUCUCUUUGGAAGCAAUGUCCUCUGGCAGUGGAACAACAGGAGCAGACAGCUUCCCAAGGACCGGCCCCAUCCCGCCAGCACGAUGGGUGGACACCAGCACCCACCUGCCCCUGCGUGUCAGAAAGGAGGCAGGAGCAGAGCGGCUGGUCCAGCAGCAGAGAGGCCAGCGCCAAGGGAGCUGGUCCCAUCUCACGGGAGGGGAUCUCCAGAGACAAAGCAGCCCAGGCUCAGCUCACCCAGUUGGAUGUUUGACCAUGGCUGCCCUGCUCUUCCUUGCCCUGGGGGCCCUAAUCCUCAGCCAGGGCCCACGGCCAGCGGGUGAUGGGCUGGAUGAGGAGACGCGCGUGCGCAUGCGGGAGCGAGAGGAGAUGCUGAAGAGGGAGAUGGCUCGGCUGCUGCGGGAGGUGGAGAGGCAGGAGAAGGCCCUGCAUCUGAGGAGCCAGCAGCAGAGCGGCUUUGUCUGGUGGGCCUUGCAGCAGUGGCAGUCCUGGGCCCUUGCUGCAGCCCUGCUCCUGCUCUGCGGGCGGCUCAGCAAGAGGCAGCCAGCCAGCAGCAGCAGCAAGGAGGGCAGCCCCAGCAAGAAGCCGCAGAAGAGGCUGGUGUGCAAAGCCUGGCAGAAGGUGCCUCUGGCCUCGCUGGACUCCCCUGCCGCGGUGCAGGACAUGCUGCGCAAACUUCUGGACACCUGCCAGAAACUGUACCACCGCACCUGUGUGCCACGGCUGGGGCGACCCAUCAUCCUGGACGCCCCAGAAGGCUGCAGCACAGGCAGCUGUGUCUACAAGGUGCUCAUUCCCCUCUCGGCACCCCACGGACAAGCCUUCCGCCUGGAGCAGACGCCCGUGGGCUUCUACAAAAUCGGGGUUUGGCAGCGCUGCGCCUGCAGACAGCGCCUGAUCUGCUUCCGCCACUCCCCUGAGGAAGAGCUGCAGAGGUUUGGGGCUGCCAGCAUCGCGGACUCCGACCUCUGCCGUGGCCCCUACCUGGAUCUGGAGAGAACCUACUUCUGGUUUCACAGGGUGCUGGCCGAGUGCUGGAAAUUAUUCCCGCAGUUCAGGCACUACGAGCCAGAGGUGCUGGCCUCCAAGCGCUCCUGCACGCUCCGCCUGACCUCCCCUUCCCAAAGUACUCUCCUGAUAGAGAUGACAUUUGGGUUGCAGAUGAAAGCGGGCGUCUUCAAGGACGUUCAUUAG
Messenger RNA from Apus apus (common swift), 1682 nucleotides. RefSeq names its product inositol 1,4,5-trisphosphate receptor-interacting protein-like 1. The transcript is spliced from 4 exons. The coding region runs from base 300 to 1682 and encodes 460 amino acids. Lineage: Eukaryota; Metazoa; Chordata; Aves; Apodiformes; Apodidae. The record is from RefSeq and is a predicted model, not a curated record.